Messenger RNA from Hippocampus comes (tiger tail seahorse), 1388 nucleotides. It is a transcript of the gene cib3, whose product is annotated as calcium and integrin binding family member 3. Bases 220 to 951 code for a protein of 243 amino acids. Gene Ontology annotation, biological process: calcium ion homeostasis. The record is from RefSeq and is a predicted model, not a curated record. The transcript has 6 exons. Gene Ontology annotation, molecular function: magnesium ion binding; calcium ion binding. Lineage: Eukaryota; Metazoa; Chordata; Actinopteri; Syngnathiformes; Syngnathidae.
AAUAUCGUUGGCAACUUGGCACGACGCACAGCUAGGUAGACAUGAAAGGGGCGUCUGAGUGGCGCGUAACCCGAGCGCCGGUGGAGGCGUCGGCCCUGGAGUGGCACCAAAGGAGCGUUUGAUAGCUUUUGGCACGAUGCUGGACGACAGCCCUUGUUCCCUUUGAAAAGGAGCUGCCAGUCACCACGGAGGAGAAAGCAUGUUAUUAAGGGCCACCAAAUGGGGGGGCCCUGCGGCGGCCCGACAUCUGAUCUGCUCCCUCCGCCCUGCUUGGCCUCCCUCCGGCCCUGGUGUUCUUUUGUGCCACCGUUUCCUAUCCGUCAGUGCCCACCAGGUGCCCGACGACGACGACGAUGGAACCCAGGCUGGGCGUUCGCAUGCUCCGACAUGGGGAAUAAGCAAACUGUCUUUACUGCGAGGCAGCUGGACGCCUACCAGGACUGUACAUAUUUUACAAGGAAAGAAAUUCUCCGACUCUUCCACCGCUAUCACGAUCUGGCGCCGCAACUCGUUCCGCUCGACUACACCGAGCAGCCAGAUGUGAAGCUACCGUAUGAGCUGAUUGGCAGCAUGCCCGAGCUGAAGGACAACCCGUUCCGCCAGAGGAUCGCCGAGGUUUUUUCCGAGGAUGGUCAAGGAAACAUGACGCUGGACGAUUUCCUGGACAUGUUCUCGGUUCUGAGCGAAAUGGCACCGAGGGAUCUCAAGGCUCACUACGCUUUUAAGAUUUACGAUUUCAACAACGACGACUUUAUUUGCAAGUCAGACCUGGAGAAGACGUUGAACAAAUUGACGCGCAACGAGCUGACAGAGGACGAGGUGCGCAUGGUGUGCGAGAAGGUGCUGGACGAGGCCGACAUGGACAACGACGGCCGGCUGUCGCUGGAGGACUUCCAGCACAUGAUUGUCCGGGCACCGGACUUCCUCAGCACCUUCCACAUCAGAAUAUAAGGAAAUACUGACAAAUGUCCGAAUUGGAGGAGUCCUCACAUCUCUGCUCGAGGAUUUUUCAGAUGGAAAUAGAUCUACAGUGUAGGAUUUGGGUUUUUGAUCUACAAGAGAGCCUGUUCCACCUGACUAUAAAAGAAAAAUGGGCCAGAAGGUUCUCUGGCAGAUUAUGUUAGUCAUGUUAUGAAAGUGAUCACAGUCAAUUGCGAGAAAGACAAAUGGCCUUGACUGACUUUCCACAGACUCUCAGGCACAACGAGGAAGUAAUGAAGCAUUUAAGUUUACUUUUUUUUUUUAAUUCAUCCCAAAAAAAGUAGACCUCUGAAAAAAAAUGCAGAUACACAUCUUCUCUACUAGUAGAGUAGAAAAUACAGUACAAUAAGUAGAUCUCUGAAUAGAAUAUUAUACAUGUCACAAUGUAUUUGAAAUGUAUGUGAAAA